AGUCUUCUAUUCUUAGUUUAGCACCAGCAAGCAUGGCCAGUACUACCCGUAUAGAUACGUAUAUAACACGGCCGCCGCACACAAAGUCGGAAACAUGGACGUGUCCGUACGAUCCGAUCGACCAUAAUAAAGUCCUCAUGUCGUCAUACCUCGACAAGAAAUCGACUAUGGGGCAAUGGAAGAAGAAAUGGGUGGUGUUGAGGGAAUGUCAAUUCAGCUACUACAAGGACGCCACGGAAUAUAAACCUCGUAGAGUGAUACCCCGGAUAAAGAUCCUCAGUUACAAUGUGAUACCCGACGGGAAACGCAACCAUUUUGCGAUAUACACCAAUGACAAAGUGUUGCAUUUCAAGUGUGACGAUGAGAAAGUGUACAACGACUGGAUUACGGCAUUGGAGUUGUAUUUUCAGGACCAGGAUGGACAAGAGGCGCUACUGGCUGGCGUGGCCACUAUGGAUGUGCAUGAUGAUGCCGAUGUAGAUCUGGAAGGAGAGGAGAUUGAAGAGGUGCCAGGGUCAGAUGAACGGGAACAGUCGCCGCAUAUACCGGUGCAUUCCAUCAAAAAUAAACACAAAAAGAAACCGAGUGAAAUGAGGAUUAGUGAUAACGUAGUCAGUGGUGGUGGUGGUGUCACUGCUGAUGAGUUUAGUUCUGACAUGACGGAGGCAACCCCAGGUCUAUCGCCACUGUUGACACACAAACCUAUUGUUCCCAUGGAUACAUUUACAAGAUUAGACACUCCGAAAGAGACUGAAGAACACAAUAAACCCGAAAAACCCCCAAAACAAGCCAAACCACUCACACCAAAGGACACACAGAACGAGGAAUACAUUAUAGAAAAAGGACCACUCCAAGUGCUCAAACGCAAGUACAACCAUCAAUGGAAGACGUACUAUCUCAUACUCACCACACACAAUCUUUCAUUUUACAAACACGACCUGCCGCACAGUCGACCCCGGAAGUCAUUCAGCAUUGAUGAAAUAUGUGAUGUGAUUGAACUACAACGCGAUCCUAGUAGUGCAGGUGCAACAGUGGCCCAUGACACUUGGUGGUACUUGCUUAUAAUAACGCCACUAAAACGCAUUCGAGUGCGUUGUAAUAACGAAGAGGAAAUGAUGAGAUGGUUCAGUGCACUAAAGGCGAUUUGUAUCCGGACUAGGAAACGAGACAAUAGUUUAUGAAGUUUAUGUUUAUAGUAGUAGUUAAAAAUUUACGAAACCUUGUCAGU
This is a messenger RNA of Spathaspora passalidarum NRRL Y-27907, 1228 nucleotides long. RefSeq lists its product as uncharacterized. The transcript has a single exon. The record is from RefSeq and is a predicted model, not a curated record. Bases 33 to 1181 code for a protein of 382 amino acids. Lineage: Eukaryota; Fungi; Ascomycota; Pichiomycetes; Serinales; Debaryomycetaceae.